Messenger RNA from Tarenaya hassleriana, 427 nucleotides. RefSeq lists its product as uncharacterized. The transcript is spliced from 3 exons. The record is from RefSeq and is a predicted model, not a curated record. Bases 78 to 341 code for a protein of 87 amino acids. Lineage: Eukaryota; Viridiplantae; Streptophyta; Magnoliopsida; Brassicales; Cleomaceae.
AGUACCAUAAUUUGAAGAUUCAUUUCUUGUUCUUUUUUUUGCAAAGAUUACUGAUAGAGAAGAAAGAGGAAUCCUAAAUGGGGCGUUGGAUCAGGCCAGAGGUAUAUCCACUCUUGGGAGCGAUGGGAUUCGUGACAUCAAUGGUCGUGUUUCAGCUCACAAGAAACGCGAUGCUGAAUCCUGAUUGCAGGAUAAAUAAAGGGAAUAGGAAGUCAGGGGUGCUGGAGAACGAGGAGGAGGGGGAGAAAUACGCACAACACAGCCUCCGCAGAUUCCUAAGGACUCGAGCCCCUCAAGUCAUGCCCGCCAUCAACAAUUUCUUCUCCCAAGAUCAUCACUAACCACCAUAAAUUAAUAUUUUCCCAUUUUUAAUUCCUAUUUUCUCACUUGUGAUAUAUUUGUUUCAUGAAUAAAGCAAACUUUCCUU